AUGGAGUUGUUCGAUGUUUGGAGAUCUGCCGCCACCAAAUACCCUAAGGUUUCAGGAGGUAACAAUGUUAGCCUGGGAUCUCGGCCGUGGGCGGCCAUACUCGAGUUUAAUACGACACAGCCUAUUAGGGCACGGUUUAAAUGUGGCGGCACUCUGAUCACUUCGAAAUUUGUCUUGACGGCUGCGCACUGUAUCGAAGAUACCCUGGUAUCCGUCCGUCUGGGAGAACAUGAUCUUAGUAAGGACGAGGACUGCUUAAGCUUUGACGAUGAGCCAGUGUGUCUGGAUAAACCCCUGGACGUUCCAGUCGACAAGAGUUUUGUCCACGAGGGAUAUGAACGUUUUAGAGCUGUGAAAGAUAUUGCAUUAAUCCGCCUUAAAUACCCAGUCCAGUUUACCGAUUGGAUACGACCCAUAUGUCUGCCGAUAACAAAAGAUCUUCAGUUUGAGAGUCAAACCAACAUACCGAUGGAGGUUGUCGGCUGGGGCAUAACAGAAGAAGAAAAGCUCUCAGACGUCCCUAAAAAAGCUUUCAUCAAUCGGCUGAACUUAACCGAGUGCAACAUCUUUAAUCCAAUGAGCACAAAACUCUGCGCCAGUGGCUUGGGGAAAGAUAGCUGCAGUGGUGACUCCGGGGGACCACUGAACUAUCCCACUUUAUACAAUGGCAAACAGCGCUGGGUGCAGGCUGGAAUCGUGAGUUACGGAGUUCAGAAAUGUGGCGAAAAUCCGUAUGCGGUCUAUACUGAUGUGGCUGAAUAUAUGGGUUGGAUAACCGAAACCAUUGCGCAAAACACAUAG
Molecule: messenger RNA, 801 nt
Organism: Drosophila bipectinata
Lineage: Eukaryota; Metazoa; Arthropoda; Insecta; Diptera; Drosophilidae
Source: RefSeq, a predicted model, not a curated record